AUGAGCCAAGACGGUUUUAUCCUCUACUGCGUGGUUGCAAAGGGCAAUAAGGUACUUGCAGAGUUUACGAAUCCCUUGGUGAAAUAUGGCAAUUUCCAAAGGGUAUCUCUGAAAAUAUUAGAAAAAAUUCCACCUCUGAAUUCAAAGAUGAUAUACUCCUACGACUCGUAUAAUUUCUCUUAUGAGGUUUCGAAUGAAGUGACUUUCAUGUGUAUGAGUGAUAGUUAUUUCAGUACAGCGCAAUGCUUUAAAUUUAUUCAGAAUAUAAAAGAAGAAUGGUUUAAGAUGUACGGUGACUCUGGGAAAACAGUCUCAAAUAAUUACGCAAUGAACAAGUCUUUCAAACCUUUUCUUAAAAACAAAAUGAACUAUUUCAAUCACGAUCCCGAGUCAAAUAAGAUUCGAAAAAUUAAAAAUCAAAUUCAAGACAUUCAAAAUGUAAUGAUUACCAACAUUGAUAAAGUCAUUCAGAGAGGAGAGCGAAUCGAUAUUCUCGUAGGUAAGACGGACGAAUUGGUGGUAAGAGCUGAAGAAUUUAAGAAGAAAACCAACGAUUUAAAAAGAGCAAUAAUCUCAAGCUGGCUCAAAGCAGCAGCUGUUUGUGGUUUUAUUAUCAUUGUGUUAGCGUUAAUUCUGUUUUUGUAUUUUUGCAAUGGCGUUGGUUGUUUGAGCGAAUAA
Messenger RNA from Naegleria lovaniensis, 678 nucleotides. RefSeq lists its product as uncharacterized. Gene Ontology annotation, biological process: vesicle-mediated transport. Gene Ontology annotation, cellular component: membrane. Lineage: Eukaryota; Heterolobosea; Eutetramitea; Acrasida; Naegleriidae. The record is from RefSeq and is a predicted model, not a curated record. Bases 1 to 678 code for a protein of 225 amino acids. The transcript is spliced from 3 exons.